GAUGCAUAAACAGCUUUCUGGUGCAAGAGACUAUCAAAGAAAAGUACAAUGGUGCUGAGUUUACAUAGCCUAACAACAAUUUUAGUUGCCAUCUUUGUUGUCACUGCUGUUUAUAUGAUAAGCGGAAGGAGACAGCAUUUCUUUGAAGGUGUCAGUACAAUGUCCAGAACCACAGUGAAGAGUACUAACAAUGAAACGAUCAUGAAGGGUUACAAUGAAACGACAUUGAACGGCAAUAGCGAAUUGACACCGUUGCCAAGUUGUGAUCUGUUUUCAGGUAAGUGGGUUUAUGAUAAUUCGACGAUUCCUUUGUAUUCUUCGAAGCAGUGCUCAUUCUUGAUUGGUGAGUUUGCCUGUGAGAAGUUUGGAAGAAAGGAUUUAAGCUAUCAGAAAUGGAGAUGGCAACCCAACCAGUGCGACUUACCAAGGUUCAAUGCCAAAGCAUUACUAGAGAGAUUGAGAGGGAAAAGGAUGGUCUUUGUUGGAGAUUCAAUAAACACAAAUCAGUGGGUUUCCAUGAUUUGUAUGGUGGAAUCUGUAAUCCCAUCAGCACUCAAAUCAGUGCACGUCAAUGGCUCUCUCACCACCUUUAAAGCCAUUGAAUUCAAUGCAACCAUUGAGUUUUACUGGGCACCAUUGAUGGUUGAAUCAAAUUCGGAUAAUCCGGUUUACCAUCGAGUACCGCAUCGAAUAGUCAGAGCUGGAGCUAUUGAAAAACAUACAAUCCAUUGGUCUGAUGCUGACAUACUUAUCUUUGAUUCCUACCUUUGGUGGAGAGUAGCAGAACUGCAAGUCCUAUAUGGAUCCUUUGAAAAACCUAAUGAAGGAAUCUACAAAGAUUUAGGAAUGGUGGGUAACUUUGAAGUGGCACUGAAAACAUGGUCAGAUUGGCUCGAAAAUCAUAUAAACCGUACAAAGACACAAUUGUUUUUCAAUAGCAUAUCUCCAACACAUCACUGGGCAGGUGAAUGGGGAAAGAAAAAAGAAGGAAAUUGCUACAGCGAAACAGAACCGAUAUUACAAGAACAUUACUGGGGUCAACAAACAAAUCCAGACAUUAUGAAGGCAGUGGAGAGUACAGUCAAUAAAUUGAAAGUUAGAGGUGUUGAUGUGAAAAUACUGAAUAUCACACAACUGUCAGAAUACAGAAAAGAAGGCCAUCCUUCUAUAUAUAGAAAACAAUGGGAUACUUUAACUCCAAAACAACUAUCAAACCCUGCUAGUUAUUCAGAUUGCACGCAUUGGUGCCUACCUGGAGUCCCUGAUACUUGGAAUCAACUCCUUUAUGCUUACCUACUGCCCUGAUAGGUAAUUUUCGAGACAUACAUUGCAAAUUUGAGAUGUUUUUAUCAAAUAAGAAGAAAAGAACACAUUGACAAGUUAGGAAACCUGUACAUAAAAUCUAGACCUUGGCUAUGUUUUUUUUCCAGGAUCCCUACUGGGUCUCAGAGAUAUAUGCACUGUUCAUAAAGAUUGAAAAAGACGUUCAUUUCCAUACAUCAGGAUCCCUGGGCAAGCACCAGCGAUUACAAUAAAGUAUUAUCACAGCUAUCUGAACUACUUACCCCUCCAAUCACAGCAAUUUCCUAGUGUUUCUGCCACUAAAACUUCUAGUAGAUGCAUGUUGUAAAAAAAAAAACAACGCACUAGUAAGCUUACAAAUUUUAGUUAUCUGGAAUACUUAAAGAGCGCCACAAUUCCACAGGCAUCCCAGGUCGCCAACCUGAUGGAAUAGUAAGGUGUGGGGGGAGUAAACCUUGAACCGCUGCUAAAUCACCAAGCUUAUUAUUCUCUGUGGCUAAUCCAGGAGCCUUCACCAAUGUCUCAAUUGUCUUCUCAUUAUUUUCAAUCUUAGGCAAUCCAAUAUCAAGAUCAACGAAAUUAUACAACUGCUAUGCACGCAUUUGUUCUUCUUGUGGGGCAGGAGGAAGAGCUCCACGAAGUGGAGGUUGCCCCGCCCCAAAUUCAGGUGGUGCAAAUGUUGUGUAACUAAUUCUAUGAGCAUAAGACAAUAUAUCAUUCAUUUUCAAUAAAGUUGCAAUACUAGUAGUAGUAGUUAAAGUCAUUUCAGUAUCAUCAGAAUUACCUUCCAAUUUCGU
This is a messenger RNA of Papaver somniferum (opium poppy), 2099 nucleotides long. RefSeq names its product protein trichome birefringence-like 34. The transcript is spliced from 5 exons. The coding region runs from base 49 to 1305 and encodes 418 amino acids. NCBI's taxonomy places the organism in Eukaryota, Viridiplantae, Streptophyta, Magnoliopsida, Ranunculales, Papaveraceae. Gene Ontology annotation, cellular component: Golgi apparatus. Gene Ontology annotation, molecular function: O-acetyltransferase activity. The record is from RefSeq and is a predicted model, not a curated record.